GCAGCGCCAUCGCAACUGGGAUAGCAAACGGCCGACAUAACACCCUACGCCUGUCUGCCGUCAUUCACCGUCUCCAUUGCCGGACUGGCUGAUCCUCGUGUGCACCUGCGCUCCCGCCCUGCGCAGAGUUGUCGACAUGCCUCCACCGAGACAGGGUCGGUACCAGCCCGCCCGAGAGUACCACGUUGUGGUGCUUGGUGCAGGUGGUGUCGGAAAGAGUUGUCUCACAGCUCAAUUCGUCCAUAACGAAUGGAUAGAGAGCUAUGAUCCCACGAUCGAGGACUCUUAUCGUACUCAGGUCGCAGUCGAUGGCCGCCAAGUAAUCCUUGAAAUCCUUGAUACCGCGGGAACCGAGCAGUUUGUUGCAAUGAGAGACCUCUACAUGAAAACUGGCCAAGGCUUUCUGCUGGUUUUCAGCAUUACGCAAACUUCGUCCUUGGCAGAGCUCAUGGGUCUCCGAGACGAGAUUAUCCGCAUCAAGGAUGACGAGACUAUCCCGAUAGUCCUAGUUGGUAAUAAAGCCGAUUUGGAGGACCAGCGGGCAGUCGCGCGCACCAAGGGAUUCUCCAUCUCACAACGUUGGGGAGCUCCAUACUAUGAAGCCAGUGCCCGGACACGAACAAAUGUCGAUGAAGUUUUUGUGGAUCUAUGCCGGCAAAUGCUCAGGAAGGAUGAUGCAGCAGAGACAUUGGCCGGAGAGGAAGACAAAUUCGACCCUUACUCAAUAUCUUAUUACAAAAACAGGCGGAAACGAAAGGAAGGCAAGGAGCACAAUCGGCCUCGUUGUGUCAUCUUAUAGGCGGACCACAAAGCGAUGUUUCCGGGCCACAGAUUGGCCGUCGAGACUGGGAAAAGGCCGAGUACGAGCACUCUGCUUUCUGUGACAUCAUCCCAACACAACUUUAGGACCAGACGACCAC
Messenger RNA from Microdochium trichocladiopsis, 920 nucleotides. Its product is annotated as ras family-domain-containing protein. The record is from RefSeq and is a predicted model, not a curated record. Lineage: Eukaryota; Fungi; Ascomycota; Sordariomycetes; Xylariales; Microdochiaceae. Bases 137 to 799 code for a protein of 220 amino acids. The transcript is spliced from 8 exons. Gene Ontology annotation, biological process: signal transduction. Gene Ontology annotation, cellular component: plasma membrane. Gene Ontology annotation, molecular function: GTP binding; GDP binding; GTPase activity.